Messenger RNA from Pelobates cultripes (western spadefoot toad), 42762 nucleotides. The record is from the annotation of a GenBank genome assembly. NCBI's taxonomy places the organism in Eukaryota, Metazoa, Chordata, Amphibia, Anura, Pelobatidae.
CAACAAUAGGGGCCAUCGGGAGAGACAGCGCGAGACAGUUAGAGAUCCGUCCGAGAGCCCGAGCACUGACACGGGAUCCCUCCGCCAGCCAGACCCCAGUGAGUGCGGUGACCCGGGAUCCCUCCGCCAGCCAGCCGGCCGGACUCGCAGCAUGGCGGACUCUCUGGAGGACUCGCUGGAGGCGGACUGGGUGGCCGUGCGGCCUAACGUGUUCGAGGAGAAGGAGCGGCGGAAAUUCGUCUUCAUCGUGGCCUGGAACGAGGUGGAGGGCAAGUUCGCCAUCACCUGCCACAACCGCACCGCACAGCGCCAGCGGAGCGCAGAGCAAGGGGCCCCGCGGAGCCCGGCCAGGGGCCACAGCCAGGAGACCACUCAGAGCCCCAGCAAAGAACCCAGGCAGUCCAGGAGUCCCAGCAAAGAUGGGGGGCCCCUCCAGGCCCCCAGGGACAAGGCUGGCCCCCUCCAGGCCCCCAGGGACAAGGCUGGCCCCCUCCAGGCCCCCAGGGACAAGGCUGGCCCCCACCAGGCCCCCAGGGACAAGGCUGGCCCCCACCAGGCCCCCAGGGACAAGGCUGGCCCCCACCAGGCCCCCAGGGACAAGGCUGGCCCCCACCAGGCCCCCAGGGACCAGGCUGGUGGCGGUAGCCCCUCGCGGGAGGAGUCAGCCGAGGAGGAAUGCAGCUGGGCCGGCCUCUUCUCGUUCCAGGACCUGCGCGCAGUGCACCAGCAGCUGAGCUCGGUGAGCGCGGAGCUUGGGCCCCAUCUCCCCACCUUCCCCGAGGAGCCGUCUGGCAUGUGGUCCGUGCUGUUCGGGGCCCCUGAGAUGAGUGAAGAAGAGGUGGAGAUGCUCUGUGGCCAACUGCAGCUCUACCUGGGCCAUGCCCUAGACACCUGCGGCUGGAAGAUCCUCUCCCAGGUCCUGUUCACGGAGAGUGACGACCCUGACGAGUACUAUGAAAGCCUGAGCGAGCUUCGGCAUAAAGGCUACGAGGAGGUCCUGCACAGGGCCCGGCGGAGGUUACAAGAGGUGAGCUACUGGUGGGCAUCCUGUGGCACAGGUGACGCAGCACGGGACAUAUUGUCCUCGUCUCCUGCGUAAAUAACAUUUAGUUGAUUUAUUCUCUAAUGUGUGAAUUUUAGCAGCUUUAAAUUUAUUUCAAAUUUGACACUAAAAUAGCAGAACUGAUAACGUAUGAGGCUCAGUGAAUUUGUUCCGUGUAAAUAUUUUUAGUAUACAUCUUUUAAAAUUCACAAUUCACAUGUUAGAUGUAUUCACUAAAGUGUUAGGAGUACAAAGUAAUGUUUUAGGUCAAAAUAGUUAAAACCCAAUUCAUUUUCUGUGUCCUAAAAGGCGAAAUGCUCUCAGUUCUUGACAGUUGACACUGUUCUUUAUAAAAUUAAUUGACUGUGUUGUAAUUUCGCUGACAUUGUAAUGCAGUCAAUAGAUCUAAGACAAAGUAUGGGUUACUUUGUCUUGUGUAUAUUCCCUAUGGCUGACAAUACUUGACCAAAAACAGAGCUACUGUUGUCAAGUUUUGUCAUUUCCCUCCAGCCUUACUAGUGUCAAACUGAUAUGGCACUGACACUUGGGUACUAGCGGGUACCACUCCAGCAGGUGACGCCAGCAAAGUGAGCUGAUGCAAUGAGCCAGCAAAGUAAGCCCAUGUAGGACUGUGCUCGUAACAUGAGAGAAUCGGCUGAUUGUGGUCCUGCUUUGCUCUAAGCCAGGGGUCCUCAAACUCCAGCCCCCCAGAUGUUGCUGAACUACAACUCCCAUGAUUCUCUGGCUAUCUAUGUAAUUCAAAGAAUCAUGGGAGUUGUAGUUCAGCAACAUCUGGGGGGCUGGAGUUUGAGGACCCAUGCUCUACGCAGUAACAUCUGGAUUUUUCAGCUGACUGUAGUUAUCUGCUUAUAGUGUUCCUUUAAAUGCAAAAUUUAGGACCCAAUGAUCCGAUUGACGUUUUAUUCCAGUUCAGCCAUUUUAGUCCCUUGAUAUCCAUUGUCAAUUUUUAACAGUUCUCUGCUUGUUGAAGGAAACUUCUUAGAGGAACAGUUUGGGCACCAUAACAACUUGAAAAUAAUUUGUUGUGGUGCCAGAAGAUCCGUUGCACUGGCUGGGGAGAGCCGUCAGCUGACACUCUAGACCAAUUGGCGGCGCCCUUGCCGCUCUCCCAGGCCUGCGCUCUGAAGAUUGUGUGUGUGUAUUUAUGUACAAGGAUGUAUAAAGUGAGAUGUUUCGUGUAAUUAUGUCCUGGGCCCACAAACACUGCAUAGUUACAGUAGGGUACAAUAUAAUGUUAAUAAUAUUAAAAAAUACACCUAUAUAAAUUAAACACAGAUCAGGUAAGAAAUCUAAUCACCAAUGAUUGAUUAUAGGUUAUAUCUGUGGCUGGGUUGCAAAAAUUUGAAUAGUGAAUAAAUCCAAACGGAGUUCUUCCAAUUCAGCCAUUUUGCCCUAAAACCUGCAGUUCCUUGGGAGUUCUCUGUAUUUCCCAGCUAAGCGAAUAACCCAGAAAACUAGUGAAGCCUUUUUUACCUUCCUGAGCUAUGCAGUCCUUUCCUCAUUAUGAAUAAAUCAUGGAAUCUUGUUACAAUCUUGAUUUCUUAUUAUAUUGUAAAGUUUUGAAUUGAUAUUUACCAAAUAGCCAAAAAAAUGCCACUGCCUGCCAAUGUCACCCAGCGUCCUCUCCCCUGUAUCAUUCUGGGGCAAGGUACAGAGAAUGCUGGGUAAAACUCACCUGACCUAAUGUUUCUACAGACUAAGCCCUCUCGAACUUUGUUCAGAAUAUGGCUCUGCUGUUUGCUCAGUUUGUGACAAUCCCAUCUAAAUGAUAGUUGGAAAGCCAAACUCACUGCAGUUCUGAAGAUGGGGCUGUUUCUUGAUUAUUAGAAAUAGCUAUGUUGAGGUCCUCUAAGACAAGUAAUUGCUAUCACUAUGCUCAUCGACCUUAUCCAGCCUGGGACCGCCAUUAAAAACCAUACAUGGCAUAACUGUGGCAUGGACUUGCUAUUCCUGGAUGCCUCAAUCACGAGGCCUAUAAAGCCGGCAACACGCUGUAGGUAAGAUGUGACAACCAAUCCCGAGGUUCCUAUGCAGUGACUGACAGUUGAUGCCUGCUGGGAUCAGUGGGCUUUUGUUGCCCCCCUCAUUAGAGAUGUCAUCCAGCAUUAGUGAUUGAUUGGCCCUGGGAGCUAUCACAGUACUCUGCCUGGGGCCUGUGUAUUAAAUCGUUCACUGUUGGGGGUUAGAAAUGGUAUCAAAGUUUGAUAAUGUUCCACUCAGAGAAUGUCACUUUAUAAAAUGGCGUCUUUGAGAAACCAGCAUUGAAGCCCCCUUCGCCCCAAAUAGCAAAAGUAUAAAUGUAGAAUAUUUCUGUAGUCAGGACAAAAUACAAACCUAGAGUUCCAAUAGUAGAACACUCAAGACUUGGGACAUUUAAUAUUAAAGUUUAGUGUGUGUGUGUGUGUCUGCCUGUCUGUUUUUUAUUCUGUAGUUUGAGGUGUUUUCAAAUGGAUGUUACUGCAGCAGUUAGAUCUAUAUAAAAUAGUGGAACUUGGUUCAGUUAAUGUUCGUUUGAUAUGGAAUAGAAUGAACCCUCUGAGAACUGACCUAUAUUAAUGUAGCAAAAUUUGCUAAAGCAGUGUCCGCGGUUAGUGAAUAGACUCCCCAGUUAUAGUUUAGAUGGUAGGAUAGGUUCCAUUAAUCAUUCAAUUAAUCAAUUCAUCGCGCUCCAUCCUGGAAACCAGCACUGAACUUCCUUUCUGCUCACUUGUCAGUUUAUUUCCACUAUUUACAAAGUUAGAAUGUUUGUUGGGAAACUGUAAUGCUUAAUUAAAGUGAUAAUGGGUGCCACCAGUAUAUGAGCUUUUGUAGGAAAAGUGACUGCUGAUGAAAUGAUGAUGUAGAUACUCACAUUCCCAAUAGGUUUAACUAGAGAUGUUAAUGUAGCGGCUCUCCUGGGUAGGCUUUAAAGACAGACCGGUUGAUAAAAUAGAAAUAAUUUUAUAUAAUCUAUUUUAGUCUUUCAUUACUAGCUAUGCUUAAAACUUGCUUGCCACUACAGAUCCAUACCAAGUGCUAGAUUUGCUUCAUGUUCACAGAAUAUAAUGUCACUGUUUGGAAUAUCUGUGUGUAUACAUUCCGGGGGAGUAAUUUAUCCGUUCUGUAAUGUGCCUCACUCUGUAAACCUACCGAUUUAGCCCAUGUACCAGUCCAUUACACCCUAUUAAAGGACCACUCUAGGCACCCAGACCACUUCAGCUUAAUUAAGUGGUCUGGGUGCCAGGUCCUUCUAGGGUUAACCCAUUUUUUUUUUAUAAACAUAGCAGUUUCAGAGAAACUGCUAUGUUUCUGAAUGGGUUAAGCCUUCCCCCUAAUCCUCUAGUGGCUGUCUCAUUGACAGCCACUAGAGGCUCUUGCGUGCUUCUCACUGUAAUUUCUCACAGUGAGAGCACGCAAGCGUCCAUAGGAAAGCAUUGUAAAUGCUUUCCUAUGCGACGGGCUGAAUGCGCGCGCAGCUCUUGCCGCGCGUGCGCAUUCAGCCCAGGAGGAGGAAUGGAGGAGGAGAGAAGGAGGAGAGCUCUCCGCCCAGCGCUGGAAAAAGGUAAGUUUUUACCCCUUUCCCCCUUCCAGAGCCGGGCGGGAGGGGGACACUCUCAGGGCACUAUAGUGCCAGGAAAACGAGUAUGUUUUCCUGGCACUAUAGUGGUCCUUUAAUCUGCCAUUUACCACUCCUCAGGAGACCAGCUCUGUUCUUUUUUACCUUCCUUCAUUUCUUAAACAUGGAACAUUUAGUUGUACACAUUUUAUGUAAAUGGUUUUGUUUUUUGUCUUUUUAAUAUCUUACAAAUUUGUAACCUUUUUAGCAGCAACAUAUUUUGCAGCCCUGUUCAGUAGGUAAACAAGACAAACAGUUCUAACAAAACAUGUUUGUUAUUCGAUGAGCAGUAGGUGGAGGUUCCUGCCCAAACAAAUUUACAAUCUCAAUCUCCUUAAAGGACCACUAUAGUGCCAGGAAAACAUACUCGUUUUCCUGGCAUUAUGGUGCCUUGAGGGUGCCCCCACCCUCAGGGUCCCACUCCCGCCGGGCUGGAUGGAGAGGAAAUGGUUAAAUCUUACACUUUUUUUUUUUUUUCCAGCGCUGGGCGGGGAGCUCUCCUCCUCCUCUUCGGCUGAAUGCGCAUGCGCGGCAGGAGCUGCGCGCGCAUUCAGCUUGUCUCAUAGGAAAGCAUUCAUAAUGAUUUCCUAUGGACGCUGGCGUCUUCUCACUGUGAUUUUCACAGAGAGAAGCACACAAGCGCCUCUAGCGGCUGUCAAUGAGACAGCCACUAGAGGCUUUAGAGGCGGGAUUAACCCUAUUAUAAACAUAGCAGUUUCUCUGAAACUGCUAUGUUUAUAAAAAUAAAAAAAAAGGGUUAAUCCUAGAGGGACUUGGCACCCAGACCACUUCAUUAAGCUGAAGUGGUCCUUUAAAGCAAAAACACUGUGUGUGUGGAAUGUUUGGAGUGCAUUUUGGAGCAUCUCUCUAUCCUGAAACAGACCAGUUCAAAUGUGUAUAUUUAGUUUGAAUUUAUAGUGACAGUUAUCCUUUUAUGAUAGUGUUUACUCUUCAACUCUUGCGUAACUCAAAUGUAAUUAUCUGGCAAAGCAAAGGCUGUUUGGGUUGGUAAAGAAAGGGCUUCCUCAAUAUUUACCAGGAAUUCAAAACAAUGUUUCCCAGACACACAAACCCGUUGUAAACACACUGGUAGGACUUUGGAGUGUUUGCAGGAGUUGCACUGAAUCCCUGCUUGGAAUGUGUUUUUACAGUGCAGUUGUCAUGCUCCAGAUUUUGAAUUUAUGUCUGCACGUUGUAACCAUUGAGUGUUUUCAGGGGGAGAAUAUCAUUUAUCAGGAGAAAAAUGAAAAACAAAGGGACCCUUAAUAUGACAUGGCAUACCACGCUAUUGAGGACUAUGUCCCACAGUAAAGGGCACUCCCCAUCAAGGCACAAUUGAAUCUCUGUUUGCACACACUGACUUUAACACCUCUCUGGCUGUAUGUUUUUAUUUUGUUUUUGUUUUUUUUAUUCAGGGCUUGAGAUUUUAGGCCCAAUGUUAAUGUGCCACUGACUUGCUACUCUCUCAGCUAAAAUGCCUACUCAAAUAAUUAAUGCUCCAAAAAUUUCCUCCUUUGGUCUCACUUGAUGUGCCUAGAUCACCCAUAGUAAACCCAAUGUAUUUCUCCAUUCUUUUAUUUAUUUAUUUAUUUUAUAUUUUAUUAAAAGCACAUUUAAAAAGUUUGAAAAAGCAUUUGUAUAAUACAGGGAUAGGCAACUUUUGGCAUUUAGAGGUGUGUAUUUUUUUUUUUUUUUUUUGUGUUUUAACUCCUUCCACUUGCUAUAAAAGCUCUAAUGCACGGUUCAGUCCGAGUUUUUCCAGAUUGCACCUUAGUUGCGCUUUUUCUCCAAAAUAAUCUGACUUACAAAAUAAGCAGUUGGCGACCAUCUAAUUGUCAUUAUGAUGUCAUUGAGGAAGGCAUCCCAGCAUGGAAGGGCUCCAAUUACAGUAUGUGCUCCGAGAGGACACAUGGCAUUCUUUUCAAAAUCCUCUAUUCUCCAAAGCAAGGAGAAGGUUUAUUUAGUGAAACACAUUGUUCCAUUUUUAACGACCUUCCUCUAUAAUUAACCAUGUGUCCUUCUAUCUAAACCCCUGAAGCUUAAUUGUCCGGCAGGACGUGCUUUUUGUGACUGCUGCAGUCGCUAGUCUUCAUUGUCUGCUUAGGUGAAACUGAUAUAACUGACUCACCUUAACAGGUAACCGCUCCUACAGGUUCUAAAGCAAUGAAUAUAUAAAAAUACUUUUUAUUCAGUUUCUGGGCACCACUUGAGCUUGAGAAUUAAAUGUCGUAUGGGAACUGCCCUGGACAAAGGCCUUUCUUUCUUUCAGCCUCCAGGAAUAUUUAUUUAAGCCUUUGAUCAGAUUGUCAACAAAUUGGUACCCAGGAUAGCAAGAUGCAGCUAGCUGUGUGAGAGAUGAGACCCAUGAUAUUGUUCAUCAGUAUAGGAGGAAUGCCAGAAUGUACAUGUGUGCAGCUUUAAGAAACAAGGUAUCCAUACUUGUAUUUGCUACGAUUAGGAAGGUAGAAGUGGCAGCAUCCCCUGUAAUUGGGGGAAGUAAAUGUGUUUUUAAAGGGAAAUUGAACCACAUCUGCCUCUGACCGCUACACUCCCAAAACCAAUGUAUCAGCUAAGGCAGCAGUUCCACUCCUCUUAUCGGAGUCCGUCCUAUUAACUGCUGCUAAGCCGUGUUUAAAUCCAUGCUAGGAUAUGUUCAGCUCACAUUGAACCUAAUAAUUGGAGCAUUCUGAUAGGCUGAGCCAACUGCUGUGCUCAAAGCUCAUGGCAGAAGCUGCAAAUCUUGGGGAUUUUCUGCAAGUACAAGAACAUAAAGUGAGUUACUAAAUCAUGGUUUAGUAGUAGUAUUAUUUAUAUAGCACCAACAUAUUCCACAGCGCUUCACAAUUCUAAAAUUGGGAUGCUUGACAAGUAAUUUCCCUAUGGAAUAUAACAGACUAGGUGAAAAAGGCCUUGCUCAAAUGAGCUGACAAUCUAUGUGAUAUACCCCCCAACGAAUAAAUGCUUGCAUUCACUGGGGGUCUAUCUUAAAAUAGCAUUUGCAAGCCCUCCCCUUUUUCACCGGAGGAGUCUUUCAGUCUCUUCACAGGAAAAUAACCAAUAGGAGGGUUCUCAGUGAGCGCAGUUGCGUGAAUCUGGUUUGAGAAGACGCCGAAGGUCAGAGGACUGGGGGGGGGAUGAAGGUAGAGCCUGCCUGUCACUUCAGUUAAAUCAGGGGCACGAAUGGAAGAGGAUGCAAACCUCCCUCCUUGACAGCCGUAAUUUAAUUAUAAAAUUGACGAUUUCUCAUAGUUUUAUAUAUAAACUGUGAUUACAAUUGUCUACUUAGCUGGGUGUGGAGUGGUUUUACAUUGCAGGGUUUCAGCCAAAGUGAAUUGAUGGUAUCCCUUGACUCUGGGAUGAAGGGAUACAUUGUCCACAUAGGCCCACACUUCUCUUCUAAGUUGCUGGCAGAUUCUAACCAGGGUUCUUAUACUGUAUUUUGGUAAAGUAACCUAUGCCCUGCUGGAUGUCCGCAUCCCCCCGCUUACCAAAGCCAAGUUAUUCCACUGUUGAUGUCACUCUCCCUUGCCAGGGGAAAGGAGAACUGACUAGGGGAAGGUAUGGGGUGGCAUGGCAGUGGGCCCUGCUGCCAAGUGCCGGCAUGCUGUGUGUGUUUGUGGCAGUUGCCAAUUUUGCAGAGAACUAAUGUUGGUCAUCUGGAACUCUUGUUCAGGAAUAGCUAAUGCUACUGGAGGUGGAGUUACACAUCCGGCAGGAGACAGGUUAAUCUCUGUCUGCACAUUCAGAAUUCAGGCACCAUGACCACUUCAAAUCAAUGACUUUUAGCUCUGAUGUCUGACCUUGUCGCUGUAUUUGUGAAUUCAUUCCCUCUGAUAGUCAGCAAAAAGUAUCCUUGAACUUUGUAUCCUAACACAGCUGGAGUGUUUACCUAUAUCAGUGGUAAUUAGAUUAUUGCUGGAUAAUCACAUGCCCUUUUAUUUCCUUGUUGCCAAAUAUUUGAGUUUACCUUUACACAACUAGCAGGUACAGCAAACAAAACCGGAUGACUUGUUUAUCUGUCCCAGAUUAGUGUUUUUGUCUGCAUCUGUUGAAGAUACUUAAUGUCAGGGGGAAAAAAAAAAUCUAUUUUGAAAUUGUAUGUUCUCCUGCGCCUGUCAAUCAACCGAGGAAUGUUCAUUGUGAAAUAAACAAGACAAACCUAUUCUAGAGUAAGACAUUAUCUGCAGGUAAAACUUCAAAAUCCAAAAUGCUGCUGUCUAACAAAAGACAGGUGCAGGAAUGUGUCCGGCCGUCUGCCAUACCGUUUGAAUACACAAGCAGUGUAUGAAUUGCUGCUAUUGUUUGACGUAGCCAUAUGUUUCCUCAAUCAUUGUUACCUGCUCAAGGCUGUAAUUGUACAUGCUGAGGAGUCUGUAAUAUGUGAUGAGUCUGCAGCCGUUGCAGCUGCUGGCUUGCAGUAACACAGUCUCUCAGAGCUGAUCUUCUAUGCACAGUGUUUGUAUUGUAGCCCUCUAGAGAAAGACGCAAACUGGUACUUAUUAUAGGAGGACUGGGAUCCGGGCCUGUUUCUCAAUCCAGGCCUGCUUUAGUGUCUGCAUGGGGAAAUACAAGCCAAAGGAUUUGGUAGACUUUGAAUUGUAGUGAAUUGAGAUCAGAAUGGCAAAAAUAAUUGAUCUACAAAAAUUCUCCCAACUCCCCCGUAGUCACAGCUUGCUAUUCAGAAUUUGCUGUUAAGUGGAUUAGCAGUUUACGUUAAGGGGUUUAUUUGUCACUUUUAUCUUCAGUGGAGAUUUUAUGUCUCUGUCACUGUCUCUCUUUCACCAAGAGUUAUUAAAGUGGGAAUUGCCAGGGAAAAAAAAGUAAAUUGGAAACCUUUUUAGUUUAGUAAAUCUGGCAUAGAAUUUCAAAUUCACACUUUGUCUCUCUGUCUAACUUCUAAACAGAGCAAGCCGUGACUUCAUUUGAAUUUAUGCUGAGGUAAUCAGUUAAUAAAAUGUUAAUGUGUUGCUGUAUUGCUCAAUGUCUUGUACAUUGUCAUUAUUGGUUAGCAUUUGAGAUCCGUCAGUUUCACAACACAUCGUCUCACAACUUUGUUUGUGCUCUGGGACAUUUCCUGUAAAUUGGCCCAUAGUAGGGAUUCAUGGGAGGCCUACAGCUGCCCAAUGGAGAUCUAGUCUAGACCUGUAAAUUUCAAUUUAGUCUUUCUCCCCAGGACGCAGAUUAUUGAAAUUUUAUCAAAAUGUUCUAGAAAGUGUUUAUUUGUUCUCCAACCCAUUCACAUUUAUUAGAUUGUUCUAAAAAGUAGCUUUAGUUCGCCUAAUUGCGCCAUUGUAACAGCCAUUGUAACAAUAAAGGUGCAGAACGGUCCGCUACACUUUGAUAGAUCUCCCUCCUAGACUGCGGCAUUUACUAAACUAGAAGAAAAUGGCAAACUGUAGACCGAAUUGGUGAUUUAUUGUACUUCUUCCCUCUGCUUUGCUAUUGAGGCCGGAACCAUGCCGUUUUCUCUUUAAUUCUGGUUGGUUUCUGGUUUUGGAAAUAAACCACGCGUGAUUUUUAAACAUUUUUAUAUAGUCAUAAUUUUAGUUUUUAUGCCUGAAACUUCCCAUCCUUUUUCUCCCUUUCAUGUAGCUUCUGGAAAAGCACAAAACCAGUGAGAACGUGGUGGAGCUCCUGGAGCUGUAUGAGAUGGAGGAUGAAGCUUACAGCAAUGUGGUGGAAGCCACCACCGAACUCUACCAAUACCUGCUUCAACCUUUCCGAGAUAUGCGAGAGCUAGCAAUGCUCAGGAGGCAGCAGAUUAAGGUAUACUUUGUAUCCAUCAAUGUAACACAUUCUAGAUAUACAGGCAUGGGAAAUGAAAGUAAGCUCUCCUUGAAUUCUAUGGUUUGCAUCAUAUCAGGACCUAAUAACAAUCAUCUGUUCCUUAUCAGGUCUUAGUAUUGUGUAAAUACAACAACACAUGACAUAUUACAGAGUCAUGAUUUAUUUAACAAAAAAAAACAAAAAUGGAGAAGCCAUGUGUGAAAAACUAAGUAUACCCUCACGGCUUCUUUGGGAAUUAAGAGGCUAAGUAGCAGACAGGAGCUGCUAAUAAAAUGCCCUUGAUUAAUUGAUCAUCAGCAAAUAUAACCCUCUCUGUAGAAGGUGAAGUUUUAAAGAGGAAAGAUCAUCAAUUGUUGCUGCCCAUGAAACUGGGAAGGGUAUAAGACCACUUCCAUGAAAUUCAAAGUCCAUGAUUUUACAGUGAGAAAGAGAUGAUUGAAAAGUGGAAAACAUUCAGUACUGUUGCCAAUCUUCCCAGGAGUUGACGUCCCAGCAAAUACAUCCCAAGGGCAGACCAUGCAAUGCUCAGAGAUAUAAAAUAAUCGUUACAUCUCAGACUUUACAGGCUUCAGUUGGCAUGUUAAAGUUUGUGACAGUGUGAUUUAAAAAAAAGUCUGAACAAGUAUGGUUUGUCUGGAAGGGUUGCCAGGAGAGAGCCUCUUCUCUCUAAAAAGAACAUGGCAGCACGGUUUAGGAUUACAAAGUUACAUCUGAACAAACCACAAGACUUCGGGAACUAUGUCUUUUGGACAGACGAGACCAAAGUAGAGAUGUUUGGCCGUAAUGCAAAGCGCCACGUUUUGCAAAAACCAGACCUCAUAUAUCGGCACAAACGCCUCAUAUUAACUGUCAAGUGGCGUACAUACGAUCCAUGGGGCCCCGGCGCAUACUCUGCACGGGCCGGGGCCGCAACACAUGGCGGCGGGCACCUUGUCGCAGGGCUGCGACCCCUGCGACCGCGGUAUGUACGCCACUGCUUGCAGAUACAUACACUUAAAGGACCACUCUAGGCCCUCAGAUCACUUCAGCUCAAUGAAGUGGUCUGGGUGCCAGGUCCCUCUAGUUUUAACCCUGCAGCUGAAUACGUAGCGGUUUCAGAGAAACUAUGUUUCACUGAGGGUUAAUCCAGACUCUAGUAGCUGUCUCACUGACAGCCGCUAGAGGCUCUUCCGCGAUUCUCACUGUGAAAAUCAGUGAGAAGACGCUGGACUUCCAUAGGAAAGCAUUAAGUAAUGGUUUCCUAUGGGCGGUUUGAAGGCGCGCGGCUCUUGCCGUGCAUGUGCUUACGGAGCUGAGAGGUGGAUUGGGGUGGAGAGAUCCCCAGCGCCAAGGGAGCCCGGUGCUGGAGAAAGGUAAGUGCUGAAAGGGUUUUAAACACUCUCACUCAGUGACAGACAUACAAUCUCACUGACACACACUAACAGACUUGCUAACAGACACACAAACUAACACGCUCAGUAACAGACACACACACAAACUAACACGCUCAGUAACACACACACACACACACUAGCAGACACACACACACACAUACAUACACACUCAUAUUUUUUUUAAAUGUAUUAUUUAAUCCCCCAGCCUCCCUACCUUUGUGAGUGCUUAGGUGAUUCCCUGGGGUCCAGUGGUGCUGCUGGGUGGCUGGUCCUGCGAGGGAGCAUUCUCCCCUGAGUGCUCUCUGCCCAGCUCCCUUGCACGCCGCUUACUGAUGCCGGAUGCCAGAAUGACGUCAUAUUCCGGCAUCAGUGCGGUGUGCGCGAGGGAGCUGGGCAGAGAGCGCUCAGUGGAGAAUGCUCCCUCGCGUGCCCGCCCGCCCACAGCAUUACCUGCUUCGGGGGAGCCCUGAGGUGGCCAGCUCCUGGGGCCCCCCAGGAGAAGAGACUGGCAUACAUACCCGGUCCCAAGGCUGCCGGGCCCCCCGGUGGGCUGGACCAGGUCGCAGCUGCGACCCCUGCAACCGCGGUAUGUACGCCAGUGGUCAAGCUUGUUGGUGGGGUAAUUUUUAUUAUUUUUUUUUUUUUUGUAUGCGGCCACAGGACCUGGGAACCUUGCAGUCAUUGAGUCGACCAUGAACUCUGUAUACUAAAGUAUUCAAGAGUCAAAUGUAAGGCCAUCUGUCCGACAGGUAAAAAACUUGGUUGAAAUUGGGUCAUGCAACAGGACAACAAUCCCAAUCACAUAAGCAAAUCUACAACAGAACUGGUGAAAAAGAAAUAAAUCAAGGCCUUCCAAUGGCCAAGGCAAAGUGCAGACCUCAACCCGAUUGAUCUGCUGUGACGGGACCUGGAGAGAGCUGAGCACAAAGAAAUACCAGCAAACUUCAAUGAACUGAAGCAACGUUCUAAAGAAGAGUGGUCCAAAAUACUUCCACAAUGAUGUGAGAGACUGAUAAAUGAUUACUUCACGUUAUUGCUGCUAAAGGUGCUUCUACAAUCUAUUGCAUCAUAAGGUGUAAUUUGUUUUUCACACAUGGCAUCUCCAUUUUGGCUUUAUUUUUGUUAUAUCAAAUAGGUUGUAUUUACCUAUUCUUAAAACCUGAUAAGAAGCUGAUGCUUGCUGUUAUGUCCUGAUAUGCAAAACCACAGAAUUCAAACGGGGUGUACUUUAACCCCUUCGCGACCUAGGACGGUUCAGGACCGUCAUCGGCAUUUUUGGCUUGCCGACCGAUGACGGUCCUGAACCGUCUCUGUUACUUACCUGAUCGCCGUUGUUCCCCCGGCGGCGAUCAGCGUGGCUCCCGGUGUGGGGAGACUACCUGCAGCCCAGACAGUCUCCCCACACUGAAUUAGGACCCCUGUGGCCAUGUGAUCGCUUAACACAGCGAUCACAUGGUCACAAUAGGUGUCCAUGUGUCUGCCUGCAGGGGGGGCUGCCUGUGCUGACAGGCAGUCUCCCUGCUAGUGUAAAAUCAAAAAAAUAAAAUAAAGUUAAUGUUAAUAAAAAUAAAAAACAUUAUAUAUGUGUAUACAUAUAUGAUAUAUAGACAUAUAUUAUAUCAAUAUUAUAUAUGUGUGUGUGUGUGUGUGUGUGUGUGUGUGUGUGUGUAUAUAUAUAUAUAUAUAUAUAGUGUAUAUAUAUAUAUUAUUAUAAAAUAUAAAUAAGUAAUUUAAAUUAAAUAAAAAAAUUUUAAAAUAAUAAUAAAAAUUUAAAAAAAGUAUAAUCUAUAUGAAAUUUUAUUCUAACUGUAUUUUAAAAUUUAUAUAUAUAUUUAUAUCAAAAUACACUUAGAAUGAAUUUGUAUAUAUAUCUAUGUAUAUAAAAAUAAAUAAAAAUAAUAAAUAUACAUAUGUCCAUAUACAAAAUUACAUAAAUAAUUAUAUAAAUAUACACGUAGACUUCAAAUAUAUAAAUAUGCAUAUAUAUUUAAAUUCUACGUGCGCAUUUAUGUAAUAUUUUUACAUAAUUCAGUAAUUUUAUUGAUUGCAAUUUGAGGGACCUGCCUGCCGACCCAGGCCGAAAUUCCAGAGAAUUGAAUUUGCUAGCACUGUAUUUUACCCUGUAACGUUCUACGACACCCUAAAACCUGUACAUGGGGGGUACUGUUUUACUCGGGAGACUUCGCUGAACACAAAUAUUAGUGAUUCAAAACAGUAAAACAUAUCACAGCGAUGAUAUUGUCAGUGAAAGUUACUUUUUUUUGCAUUUUUCCCACACAAACAGCACUUUUACUGAUGAUAUAAUUGUUGUGAUACGUUUUCCAGUUUUUAAACACUAAUAUUUGUGUUCAGCGAAGUCUCCGGAGUAAAACAGUACCCCCCAUGUACAGGUUUUAUAGCAUUUUUGAAAGUUACAAGGUCAAAUAUAUGGGUCAAAUAUUUUUACAUUGAAAAUGGCCAGGUUGGUUACGUUGCCUUUGAGAGAGUAUGGUAGCCCAGGAAUGAGAAUUACCCCCAUGAUGGCAUACCAUUUGCAAAAGAGGACAACCCAAGGUAUUGCAAAUGGGGUAUGUCCAGUCUUUUUUAGUAACCACUUGGUCACAAACACUGGCCAAAAUUAGCGUUCAAUUUAGUUUUUUUACUUUUUUCACACACAAACAAAUAUGAAUACUUACUUUGGCCAGUGUUUUCGACUAAGUGGCUACUAAAAAAGACUGGACAUACCCCAUAUUGAAUACACUGGGUUGUCUACUUUAAAAAAAAUAUGUACAUGUGGGGUGUUAUUCAGAGAUUUAUGACAGAUAAUAGUGUUACAAUGUCACUAUUGAUAAAUUUUUAAAAUGUAUGUUUUGAAACCGCAAUAUCCUACUUGUACCUAUAGCCCUAUAACAUGCAAAAAAAAGCAAAAAAGCACGUAAACACGGGGUAUUUUUAAACUCAGGACAAAAUUUUGAAUCUAUUUAGCAGUUUUUUUAAUUCACUUUUGUAGAUGAGUAAAAGAUUUUUCAAGUAAAAGUCAAAAAACAUGUAUUUUUUUCAAUUUUUCAUCAUAUUUUUUUAUUUUUUUUAAAUUAAAAUACAUGAGAUUAUAUAAAUAAUGGUAUGUAAAGAAAGCCCCUUUUGUCCUGAAAAAAACAAUAUAUAAUUUGUAUGGGAACAGUAAAUUAGAGAGCGGAAAAUUCCAGCCAAACACAAACACCACAAAAGUGUAAAAAUAUGCCUGGUCGCAAAUGUACAACAUCGCAAAAACAGUCCAGUCCUUAAGGGGUUAAAAAAAAAUGUAUUUUCUCCAUGACUGGAAUUUACACUAUUGAAAUUGCCUGUAAUUUAUGUGAGCCUUUUUUCUUUUUUUUUUUUUUUAAAUGUUAUAUUAAAGAUUUAGUAAAUGACCUAAUAAUCCAGUUCAGGCAAGGUCAAGGCAAACAUUGCAAUUUGGAGAAAUCGAAACAUUGUUAAUGUUUUGUAUGCUGACUGCAAGUGCGAAGGGCAUAGCUUAUAAUAACAAUAAAAAGAUGGAGGCACUAACUCAGGAAAUCGGUGUGUGGUUUAAAGGGACUCCAGGCUCCCAGACCACUUCUGCCUAUUGGUGAGAUCUGGCUGCCAACUUCCACUACCCUUAACCCUGCAAGUGUAAUUAUUGCAAUAUUUACCUUGCAGGGUUAAGGCUUCUUCUAGUGGCCGUUUAUCAAACAGCCACUAGAGGGACUUCCAUGUUCUUAGAACACGAAAAAUGUGUUCUGACGCUGGACGUCUUCACGCUAUGUGAGGACCUUCAGCGUUGGCGAAAUCCCCAUAGGAAAGCAUUGAAUAAUGCUUUCCUAUGGGGAGGUCUAAUGCGCGUGCGCGGCCAUUGCUGCGCAUGAGCAUUAGGUCUCCCCCGCUGACAGCGGGGAGAAGAGUAGGCGGAACCUGACCAGCGCCAAGGGACAUCCCCCCCUCUCCCCCCCAAUCAGCAACUUGGGAUGGGGGGUGGGAGGGAGAGGGACACUGCAGGGCCAGGAAAACGGAUAUAUAUCCCUCUAAAUAAAUUUGGGAUGUGACUUUUAGAGUCCGUGCACAUUUAGAUAAAAGCCAAAAAGCCUAAUCACACCACAGAGUCUGCUUGCUCAGUUUGUAAAAUUUGUGUACUACCAUUUCUUUUAGAUAAGCAGAGCCAUCUUUAACGCGGGGCAACUACCCCGGGACCUUUCACCCUAGGGGGGCCCAAAGCCCCUGCCCCUUCAUCCUGUCAGCCGCCUUGGUGCAUGCGGCCCGUGUGGAACUACCACCGUGGGUCACACAAUGAGGGGGCCCAUUGGGUGGCCUAUGAUCUAAUGGCCACCUGCUGGCAAUGUAUUUCGGGGGCCCGGUCAGCCAUGUUGGGUGGCUGGGCCCCCUGUGAUGAUGUCACAAUGCUGGGAGGAGGUCACUGCCUCCCACCAUUCACUGAGCGCCGUGCGUAACUAGAAGUAGAGGAGUGAGUCAGAGCUCACUCAUCAUCCUGAGGCAGCCACUGGACCCCACCUAAAAAGGUUGGACACAGGAGGGUGACUAAAAAAGUACAGUUUGUAUGUGUGUCUGUGUCUAUUUGUGUAUGUUUGUACGUGUGUUUGUAUGUGUAUCUAAAUGCGUAUCUGCAUGUGGGUCCAUGUAUGUGUCUGUGUGUUUGUCAGUGUAUUUGUCUGUUUAUCUGUAUGUGUGCUAGUGUCUGUUUAUCUGCAUGUUUGUCAGUGAGUGAAAUGUGUUUCUCUAUGUAUGUCAGUGUCUGCAUCUGUGUGUGUAUUUUGUCUCAGUAAAAAUUAGUGCGGCUAAGUGUGUGUGGUUUUUUUUUUUUUUGGGGGUGGAGUGCGUGAUUGCAUGAUUGGACCAGGGGUCCAAUAAGUAUUAUAGACUGUUGAUAAUCAGAUUAAGAUGUUACUUGUAAAUAUUUCACGUUUUUAAUUUCUUGUAAGUAAUUAAUGCGCUAAACCUUUUUUUUUUUUUUCUUCUUGAGUGGAAACCAACAUAAUCCUUAAUAAUCAAAACUGGCUGGGGUUUUUAAGGUACACAGUUCCUCAGGUUAGAGAGGUUGGUGUGAGAGUUACUGUGUAUGCCCCAACAGGCUAGCUACGUAACCACGCAAGGUUUCUAAUCAGCUGGCUGUUGGAUUUUGUAUUACUUGAAACUGUGUACUUCAAUCUUAUCUAAUUGUAUAGAAGUUUUGUGAACAAUACAAACAAGCUACAAAACAUAAAGCUCAAAUAAACUUGUUUAUAGGAGAACCUUUAAGACACUUUAUGCUUUCAGAUGAUUUAUGUAUAGCCCCAGGUAUCAAAUAACUGAAAUAUCCAGUAACAAGAGAUUUAAGUUACAGAUUUUUUGUUUUCAGAAUUAAUAGGUAGGCAGAGGAAAUCGGCAAAGGCAUUCUGUAAGCCAGCCAUCUUCUUAAACAAGAAAACAUUUCCAAGGUGUGUAACUGAGUCAAUGAGCCAUAACUCCAAGCACAAUGAGCCGUGGUUUAUCUGAGCAUCUUGUGGAGAUGUGAUCUCUCCAUGUACUAGGAGAUAAUCUGCAGAUAAGGAGUUGUAUGUUGGCUACAUAGCUCUGCAGCUAGCUGCUUAACUGUAUCCGUGAAAUGAGAACAACCAGCGCAGACCUAGAUAAACACAUCCAACAAGCCAACGUUAUAGUUCUAAAGAAUCUCAUUAGACUCGGCAGAACACGACAAAUACAGCCUGACUCAGCGCAGAUAAAUAAUAUAAUAAAUAAUCAUGGUGGUGUUGUUAUAUAGCGCCAGCAAACUCUGCAAUGCUUUCCAAUCGUAGAAUGGGGAUAAUUGAUAAGUAGAUGAGUUGCAAACUAUUUACAGAAACCAGAGGUGAAGAAGGACCUGCUCCAAAGAGCUUGCCGUCUAUUACUUACUGUUUUAUUCCAAUUAAUUUAGUAAAAUACACUUUUCCCACAAAUUUUAUAGUCCAACUUCUCCAGAAACAAUAUACCUAACCUUACUACACCCCCCUCCCAGUUAUUCCCUAUGUAUGUCAUUGGUGCCCUUCAGAUAUUUGGAUAUUGCAUCUCACAAAUCACUUUGUUUAUGUAGCCCUAGCCACACCUCCCUGCACCUCCCUCACAGCUUUCCUUAACACUUCCUGUAAAGUGAGAUCUAAUGUUUAUGCUUCCUUUAUUGCACAAUCUGUUUCAUCUAGAAUUUCUCUUGUCCUGCUCUGUGAGAUUUUAAAGUUCAAUUUACAGAGCGGGAUAUAAAAACCUUCUAAAGCAAUUUAACCUAUUUUUUUUUUGUUUUUGUUUUUUUUCACCUCUCUUUCAUGUAGGCUGUGUCAGUCACAGCCAGGGCAGAUGUGACUAGGGCUGCAUAAUAAGAAACAAAAGUGAUUUACCUCCUACAUGGCAGUGAAUUGAGCAGUGACUGCAGAGACUUAGUACACCAAAACUGCUUCGUUAAAGGGAUACUAUAGUCCUAUGAGCACAAUCCUGUAUUCCUCUGCCCUCACCCCCCAAUAAAGGGUUAAAUACCCUCUAUUCACUUGCUUGAUUCCAGCGCCAUUCUCCCUCAGCAUCUCAAUGAAAUUGAACAAAAUGGAUUGAAUGAUAUGCAAUUUCUUUUUUUUUGUUGCUUUUUAAAGCUGCUCUGUCGCCUUCUGGGAUAAUUUGCAACACCCUCAAUGGUGAUUGCGCCACUAGCAGUGUUAUACUUACCUGAACCUGUCCCUGGCGACCAUCGCCAUUUUGUUCUUUGCCAGUUCUCUUCAGCUCCUGGUAUUCUAUCUGCCAAGAGCCCGUUGUUGGCGUUGUACUCUCAUGCAUAUGCGAGAGUGCUAUACUGAGGCCUAUAAAAGAUCAUGUGAGACAGCAGGAUCCUCCAUAGUUAUGGCUGUGGGUUUGACAAAAGCCAGCUCUGCCUUUUUGUCAAGUGCAAGGUAAAUACGAAGACGAAGCAGUUCCUACCUGUACACCAAGAAGAACCUCGUAUCCCAUGAACCACUGCCCAGCACAUAUUUAUGGCAUAUGUUGUUUAUCACUUGAAUGGAACUGCUCUCUAAAUCACAUAACCUGAUUCACUAUUGUUUACGCUGUGGUUCACAUGUGUACCAUUUGUGGCUUUACUCUCUGUUUAGAAGGAAAAAUCAGAGACCAGCUUUUGUGCAUGGCACCUUGUAUGCACAACUCAGACAGAAUUGAUAUAAGAAAAAUUUCCUUCCGGACUAGCUGAUUGACAGGCGGUGGAGUUACACUCUGAAUGCAUGUCAAGAUGAAACGUUGCAUUGACAGUCCUUUGGCAGACAGAAGUUGUUAUCGUUCAUAGCGUAUCCAUUCAAUAUGUAAUCAGUUUUAUUUUUUCCUCUAAUAUUUGCAUGUUUUUGGUUUACGACACUCACUGUUUCCACAUUCUACUCUUGCUAGGCAAAAGCGUUUUAUCUUCAAAGAAAAUACUUCCACCCUACUUCAAUUAAAACCUUGUAUUUGGUUGUAUACCUUCUGGGUAUUGCCUAUAAUCAUGUAGAUAUUUGGUCAUCUCCUACUAGUACCUUUACUCUGCAUACGCUCACUGCUUGGGAUUGAUCAAAGGCUAUAUAUAUGGCAAUUACUUAACUUGUAUAUACCAAAUGUUCAUUCUGCCCCACCACUCCUCCACCCCCAUUUCCUUGAAAUAACUGUGUAUCUUUUUCUACUUAAUGUAGACUCUGGCUUUCUCACACAUUACCAAAACUUUUUAUAAACACACAUCUUAGUGUCUUAUAAAGUUAUUUUUUCAAUAUUCUCGUUUCACCUUUAUUGGAUUAAUUUAUAUACAAACAUGUAUGCAGCUGUAUACUUGCAUACCCUGCUAUGCUGUUUUCUUGUUUAAAAAACAACUUUUUAACUAGCUUAUUGACUCUUCUCUGUUUAUUUACUAUUUCUGGCUAUUCUCAGCCAUCCUGCAUCUUUCACUUUUAGGCACAUCUUCUGCUAUUUAUGACACCCCACUCACCCCCUCCUUCCUCUUUCUCUAACAUCAGUUGUUUUAAGUGUUAAACUCUAUCAGAUUGAUUUGUGUUGCUUUAGACCUGAGGAAGAGAGGAAAACUCUAGAAAGCUUGUCUUAAAAUAUUAUGUUGGUCCAAUAAAAAAGGUAUCAUUGCUUACUGCAAUACUCUGGUAUUUUGGAUAUAUAUAUAUUAUACAAAAAAAAAAAGGAAAAAAACAUUCUCCAGGGACUUAAUAUUACAACAUAUAAAACUUAGCUUUUAUUUACAUGAUCCAAUAAAAUAGUGACGUUUCAGCAACUGAGAGCUUUCAUCAGGACUAUAUAUUUAUUUUUAUCUAUAAUGUAUGUUGAAGAGAAGUAGUCCCAGAACAUAACAUUGAGGGACACCACCUACCACCUUUGUCCAGCUUGAACAGUUACCAUUAAUAAUAAUGCUCUGUACUCUAUCUUUGAGCUUAUGUUCUACCGAAGAACAAAAAUUUUCAUCUAGACAAAUGUCUUAUAGUUUAGUUGGGUAGGAGGAGGGAAAGUAGAGGGGAGAGGCCUGACAUUACAUGGAAGGAGUGAGGAGAAGAGGCCAGUCAUUACAUGGACGGAGUGAGAAGAAGAGAGGCCAGUCAUUACAUGGAAGGAGUGAGGAGAAGAGAGGCCAGUCAUUACGUGGACGGAGUGAGAAGAGAGGCCAGUAAUUACAUGGAAGGAGGGAGGAGAAGAGAGGCCAGUCAUUACAUGGAAGGAGUGAGAAGAAGAUAGGCCAGUCAUUACAUGGAAGGAGGGAGGAACAGAGAGGUCAGUCAUUACAUGGAAGGAGUGAGGAGAAGAGAGGUUAGUCAUUACAUGUAAGGAGUGAGAAGAAGAUAGGCCAGUCAUUACAUGGAAGGAGGGAGGAACAGAGAUGCCAGUCAUUACAUGGAAGGAGGGAGGAGAAGAGAGGCCAGUCAUUACAUGGAAGGAGUGAGAAGAAGAUAGGCCAGUCAUUACAUGGAAGGAGGGAGGAACAGAGAGGUCAGUCAUUACAUGGAAGGAGUGAGGAGAAGAGAGGUUAGUCAUUACAUGUAAGGAGUGAGAAGAAGAUAUGCCAGUCAUUACAUGGAAGGAGGGAGGAACAGAGAGGCCAGUCAUUACAUGGAAGGAGGGAGGAACAGAGAGGCCAGUCAUUACAUGGAAGGAGGGAGGAGAAGAGAGGCCAGUCAUUACAUGCAAGGAGGGAGGAGAAGAGAGGCCAGUCAUUACAUGGAAGGAGGGAGGAGAAGAGAGGCCAGUCAUUACAUGGAAGGAGGGAGGAGAAGAGAGGCCAGUCAUUACAUGGAAGGAGGGAGGAGAAGAUAGGCCAGUCAUUACAUGGAAGGAGGGAGGAGAAGAGAAGCCAGUCAUUACAUGGAAGGAGAGAGGAGAAGAGAGGUCAGUCAUUACAUGGAAGGAGUAAGAGGAGAAGAGAGGUCAGUCAUUACAUGGAAGGAGUAAGAGGAGAAGAGAGGUCAGUCAUUACAUGGUAGGAGUGAGGAGAAGAUAAGUCAGUCAUUACAUGGAAGGAGAGAGGAGAAGAGGUCAGUCAGUAAGGAGAAAGACUGGGGGUGAGUCCCUGGCUGUCUUACUCAUAUGUGCUGGAAGUGAAACUAGCCCCAGCACAAAAGAACAGAUCUCUGUAUGUGCAGAAUUUCAAGCAGAGAUGCUUCCCAUACAGAUUCCUUGCUCAAUGACCACUUCUAACAGCAGUAGUAGUCCCGGUGAGUGGAGUAACACUCUAAGACGAAGUAGAAGUGACAGGGUUGCUUUAAAUUACUGUGGAACGAUCGCACAGGUUUGGUUUUGGUUCAGAAGUUAAACAAUUGUCUUGAUUUUUGGAACUCACAAUAUAAGGUAUUUGUGUCGUCGGUGAUUUGCAUAUUAGAUGGAUUGCUUGAUGUACAUUAGCGUGGAUCAGAGUUACACUGGUCAGCAUAAAACGCAGGGCUGUACAAAGAGCCCACAGAAGGAAAAAGCUAGCCGUACAUUUCUCGUUAUAUAUAAGGGGAUUGUUUUACAUGUAAAAUGUAAUGCACUAGAACACCCUAUUUUUAUUCUGUACUUGCCUAGGCAGUUUGCUUUGUUAAGCUUGAAUUCUAAUCACACUCAAUCUUUGCAGCUGUAACCCCAUUUGUAAACCCACGUGUUUUAAAGUCAGUAUAAAAGCACAUGAUAGGCACACAAAGUAGUUUAUUCAAAACCAGAGAUGUUCGUUAUUCUAUGCAAAUCUGGUUAUAGAUCUCAUACAUUUGCAAAUGAGACUUUUUUUCUCUCUUUUCUUUCUUAUAUACAAAUAUGGCAUCUAAUGUACAUUGUGUAGACUCCUUUUUACAGUAAGGACUAUGUCUGUAACCUUGUGACAUCUUAACGAAGAACCAGCGGGAGGUCUAUCCUGUCACUUUGUGCACCUUUGCACGUUGCACCACUAAAUAUUUGAAUAACACGGAUUGUGAUUUCCAGGUGCUAUGCCUUCCUGUGCCAGAUGCUUGUAAACAAUAGCUCGUGGUCAACCCUUAGCAUCCGAAAAACCAAUUGGAAUCCUGUUUAAAGGGCAACUGUGACCAUAAAAUAACAUGUUCAUCAUUGUAAAUACAAAAUGCAGAUAAUUGCCUUUACCCCUUAAGGACGAAGACAAUUGUACAAGUUCUGACCAAAACAAAACCUGGAAUUUGAGCUGCAUGUCCGUUCAGCCAUAAUUGACCUCUUUCCUAUUAAGUGCACCCACAGUUGUUAUAUAUUAUUUUGAACCCCAGUUUUUAUGAGGGUUUUGGAAAGUUACAGGGUCAAAUAUAUGGUUUGCAAAUUAAAAUCUCUGCACUUUCUACUGGGGUUGUCAGGCAGGUCCCCCAAUAUAUAACUAAGAUUACUGGGUCAGUGUUGCACAGUGUGUAGCACUGACAUUCAGUGUCUCAGCGCUCUGCAUAGAGAUGCUGAACUUUCCCCCAUAGAGAUGCAUUGAUUCAAUGCAUCUCUAUGAGGUGAUUCUGAUUAGCUAGGGCUGAGGAGAUACUGAUUGACCCCGGACGAUCUUACAAAUUGGCGAUUUUAGCCAAUCGAAUGCUUUCCUAUGGGAAAGCAUUGGGAUAGGCUGAGAUGAUCAGCUCUGAUGGUGUCAGCCAAGGAGGCGGAUCGGGGCACCACAAACGUAUUUAUUCCUUCCAUAGGGAUGUAUGUGUACCUAAGGGAUUGCAGCAGUUAAAUUAAUUUACAUGUCAUGUUCUUUUUGUUUAGAAAAUCUAUUACAAAUUUUAAAGCUGUUUUAAUCGUCUUUGACUUUUUGUUUUUACUUACUUUUAAUUCUUAAAGUAUACAGCUCCCUUAAAAAUGUGGGUUGUCUCUGGGCAGUAUGAUAUGGACCUUAGAACAUUUUUAUAAUUUUAGUUUCUACCUGCCCAGUAGAAUUUUAUUAGUUAUAUUGCAUAAUUAUAUCAAUUAUAUUACUUAGUUACAUAAGCCAUCAAAAGAUCAGCUUUUCUCACAUCUCUUUUUGCUGUUGAUCCAAAAGAGAGAAAGGAAAAAAAAACAGUUUGAAGCACUUUCCAAUUUUGCAACAAACUAGGAAAAAAAUCCUUCCUGUUCCCAAAAUGGCAGUUAGAUUUAUCCUUGGAUCAAGAAGUUAUUACCCCAGAAAUUAAAAUUUAUAUCCCUGAAUGUUGUUUUUGCAAGUAUUCAUCAAGUUGCUGUUUUAAAAUCUGUACAGACUCUGAUAAAACCACUUAUUCAGGCACAGCAUUCCCCAUCCUUAUAGUUCUUAAUUAAAAAAAAAAAAAAAAAAAAAAGUCCUUUCCUUUGCCUUAGACUAAAUCUCUUUUAUUCCAGUCUAAAUGCAUGACCUUAUGUCCUAGUCCUGUUUAUGAAUUUCUAGAUAAUGGUUUGUGGUAUAUACAUCUAUAUUUUAUAUUUGUAUACAUGACAAUACCUUACUGGCCUCAGCAACUGCUAAUUGAAAUGGCACAUUGUUGCUUAGUUUGUUGUCUAUUACCAAUUUUCAAAUCCUUCUCGUGUGUUAUCCCGAAUUCACUGCUGUUUAUGAUGUAAGUUACUUGCACCUUGGUGUAAUGAAUGCGCAUUACUAUGCAUGGUACUACAUCAAAUCUCAUCCAAUCUAUUUAAAGUGCUUAGAGCAAAUGAAGAGAGUCAGUAUUGCAUGUUUCUGGGUCUGUGGAGUGAGGCCUAAGGAUCAGAGAUGGAGAUGAGACACAGUUAUAUGAAGGUAUUUACAGCUUGGAGGGGCAAAGGAAGGGGACAGAGAGGGGAUGUGUAGAACAGACAUAUGGUGUACACAACGAAAAAGUUUACCAAACAAAUUCUGUCACCCCAAAUAUUAAUAACUAAAUAACAUGAAGUUAGUGGCAAACUACAGGUAAAAUGGUGACAUUGUUAUGGUAACAAAUAAUAUUACAGUGACAAAGGUAGAAUAGAUGAGAUGCAGUAUCUUCAAAGCUUCAGUCAAUACCUAAAGGUUGCCGGGAGAUUAAAACAAAGAGUCAGUAUUGCAUGUUUCUGGGUUUGUGGAUUGAGGCCUAAGGGAUUUUUUAUUUAAAUCCCUCUGCAGCAAUGUAAUAUCCUGCUCACAUUGUAUUACUUUACAGAGUUUUGUGUCAUCUGCAAAUACUGAUACAUGACUUUCAAUGUCUAUUUCAAGCACACUUAUAAAUAUAUUGAUUAGAAGUGGUCCCAGAACAAAAUCCUGAGCGACAUCAAUUGCCACUUUAGUCAGCGUUACCAUUAAAGGAACACUAUAGUCUCCAGAACUGCAGCUUAAUGUAGUUGUUCUGGUGUCUACUGCCUGUCACUGCAGGCUUUUUAAUGUAGGCACUAGAGGGACACCUUUAGUGGCAAUCACUCAGACCGCUACUAGAGGUGCUUCAUUGGUUAGUGCUGUGCAGCACUGACGUUCAGCAUCUCCAAUCUCUGCAUGGAGACACUGAAUGCUCUUCAUAGAGAUGCACAGAGUCAAUGCAGCUCUGUGAGGAGAUGCAGAUUGGUACAGCGCGGCAUUAGCCUCACAAUGCUUUCCCAUAUAAUGCUUUCCUGUGGGAAGGCAUUGGAUUGGCUGCGAUUGUCAAUUCUGAUGAUCUCAGCCAAGGGGGCAGAGCCAGCAUCAGCAGACCCGCACAGCGCUGGAAUAAGGGUAAGUUUUAACCCUUUUUAAGAGGAGUAUGGAGGGGCAGGCCAACUAACGGGUUUUCACACUAUAGGAUCAGGAAGACUCAUUUGUAUUCCUGACCCUAUAGUGUUCGUUUAGUGAUAACAUAACUCUCUUCCUCUAGAACAGGGGUAGGCAAUCUUCGGCACCCCAGUUUUGAUGCUUUGCCAGUAUUAUGGCUGUAACAGCAUUAUGGGAGAUGUAGUCCACAAUAUCUGGAGUGCCGAAGGUUGCCUACCCCUGCUCUAGACCAAUUUCUUUUAGUUUGAACACUAGUAUUGUGAGGAACCGUAUCGAACGCCUUGGCAAACUUCAAGUAGAUCACAUCCACUGCACACCGUGAUCUGUACUUGUACUUACUUCUUCAUUGAAUGCUAUUAAGUUAGUUUGACAUGGCCUAUGUUUCUAUAGUAGUACAUUUAAAUUAACUACUGUCUCAUCCCACCACCUCUUAUGGAUAUGUCUGGAAUUCUGGGAACAGACUGUGUAAACCCUUUGCUGACAAAUCCCCAAACUUCAUAUUGUGUAGUCUUAAAACACACACUGGCGCAGUUGUCAGUCAAUACUGUCAUAUCCAUUUAUCUGCAGGAGUCUGUUUAAACCCACGAUCGUGCUGCGUUCAUUAGCAUGGUGUAAUUUUAAAGAAUAUACUAUAGAGAAAAUGGUACAUCUGCAACUUUGUAACGGUCACAGUUUAACCUAGUGAGGUUUAUUACUUAAAAGGUUUUCAUUUGUUUUAUUUACUUUUGGAAAAUUAAAAAUCGCAUAGCCAUAUUUUGACUUUUUGUCUCUAUUUUCAGAUCUCCAUAGAAAACGACUACUUGGGUCCCAGACGCAUCGAGAGCCUUAGAAAGGAAGAUGCUGAUUGGCAGAGAAAAGCUCACAUGGCUGUGCUCUCUAUUCAAGAUCUAACCGUUAAAUACUUUGAAAUAACUGCUAAGGCACAAAAAGGUCAUUUUCAUGUUGCCUAUGUGUACAUACCAUUGGUGCUCAUUCUUUAUUUUAUUAGAAACUGGGUAUAAUAUGAAUGAAAAGAUCUCUCUGUCCUCCCUCUCUCAGCAUAUACUGUAACUAAACCUCCAUUAUUAUUUGCCUAGGUGAGGUGUUUUUGAAUAAAACUGCUACAUUCUGUGAGACUUGAAAUUGCUUUUUAGUAAAUGAGUGUGACUGUGUGUGUGUGUGUGUGUGUGUGUGUGUGUGUGUGUGUGUGUGUGUAUAUAUAUAUAUAGUGUGUAUAAUGGAUGCUGUAUAUAUAUAUAUAUAUAUAUAUAUAUAUAUAUAUAUAUAUAUAUAUAUAUAUAUAUAUAUAUAUAUUACAAUGUUAAACAAAAAUCUGCACACCAGUCAAGCCAUAAGACUUGCUUUUCCCACAGACAUCACAAAUUUGUAGUGAUGUUACUACCGCAAAGGAUUCUGGGUGGACAUAUGCAAAUUAGCUUAACAAAGAAUCACAUUUUUGCCUCAUUCCAUUUUAAACAUGGAUUCCUUUUACAUUUUUAAAGGACCAUUUCUCUACACAAGAAUCAUUGUAAUAAACUGUAGGGAUUAUGGUACUUUGGACUGCCCACACCACAAAUGUUAAAUGGAUUUCAUUAGUGAGGUCUUUUGUUUAAUAUGUCUUCCCCAGUGUUUUUAUAUUUAUGUUUUUUUUUAUUUGCAUACUUUGCAGCUGUCUUUGAUCGGAUGCGAACAGACCAGAAGAAAUUUGGAAAGGGCAUCUGGGCGUCUGCUGUGGAGCGCAUGGAGAAGCUUCAGUAUGGCGUCUCUAAAGAAACGCUGCAGCUAAUGCGAGCAAAAGAAAUCUGUUUAGAGCAAAAGAAACACGCACUGAAGGAAGAGGUAAACAAGCAGAUAUUUUACUAUUUAAUAUGUGAUGGUCCUUAUAUGUGCUAGAUCUAGAGAUUGUCAUACAUUUCCAAACUGCACCCGAUUGCUAGAAGCAGUCUCUUAAGUCUUGGCGUUUUUGCUGUGAAAUAUACAUGUGCUUUAUGAAUAAAAGAUCAGAAUAGUCAGGUGUGUACCAGAACCGAGUUACUGGCAACCAAGCUACAAAGAGCUGUCACUAUGUCAGCAAGCAGAAAAUAUCGUGGAAGAAAAAGCACUUUGUUGGCUUCCUCAAACAUUGCUGACAUAGAUUGGGGUGAUGAGGUGAUAAAAUACUCCAAAAUGGUACAAGAAAAUACCCAGAUCCUUUUUUUCCUUCUGUAUUUGUACAUUUAUAAUAACUAUAAUACUAGCUAGUAUUUAUAUUGCGCCUUUCUCCCAGUGUCUCAGGAAUUAACCAAAUCAGCAGCUGAAUAGUAAUAGAUGCUGUUGUUACCCAAUUAAUGUUACUCAUUUUAUCAACCUAGGAAGGAUGAAGGGCUGAGUUGAUCCUGCCUGGAUUUGAACCUGUGACCUUGCAUUUUUGAACAGGCUUUGUAGUCAGGGAAUUUACCAACUUAUCUACCACACCAGUAUGAAAUGUACUGAUUACUGCUCAGAGGGAAUAGCAGCUCGAGUGUUUAAACAUCGUACAAUACUGCAGUUCUUUGCAUUCUAUCACUAAUAUGAAAAUGUACUACCACCCAGGGCGGGAGUCCCUCCUAGUUUUGUUGUUUUCGUUAUAUUGUCAUUGUUGCCUGCUUUAGACCCAUAAUGGAAGGGGAAAACACUGUUUCUCCAUCUAGCAUGUCACUCAACAUAUUCUUAAUGCAAAGGGACUAUUUUAAUGAUAGCUAUUGUGAAUCCUGCGUGUGAGUUUGGCCCCCAUCAUCACAAAAAGCCAUUAUCUGUUACAUUUUACUAAUUUUGAUAUUCGGCACAAUUAAAUCUUAGUAACUCACUUCAUUAAUAUCUACGCAUAUAAAAGGUAUUACAUUAUCUGUACAUAAACCAUGGAAUGUGACUAGAUUCUGUGCUCAGCUGUAAGUCUGUCUGCAGAACAACUUCAACAGAAGAUAACACAGCUCAGACAUACAAUAUGUUACAAUCUGCCCUUCAAUGUGCGCCGGGGCAUUUCUCCGCUGGCAACCAUUUCCAGGUCUGCAUAUUAUCAUGCCGGCUUCAUGCUCUUAAUGUUCCAGACAAGCACUUGUUUGUUUUACUUUUAAAGCCAGGGGAGUCUGUUUUCCCCCUCUCUCGGUCCCGUUAGAUAAACAGAUUAAAAGAACAAUGUUAACCAUAUAUGGAGAGUCUCUGUGAAACUGGCUGUGAUCUUGUCGUGGUUUUGUGCUUUCAGAUGCAGAGCUUACAGGGGGGAACGGAAGCCAUCCAAGUGUUGGACCAUCUGGAGUCUGACUACUAUGGUCACCAGCUCCAGCUGUACGAAGUGCAGUUUGAAAUCCUAAAAUGUGAGGAGCUGCUUCUAACAGCGCAGCUGGAAAGCAUCAGACGACAGAUAUCAGGUCCAGUCUGCGUGCCAUCUACACACCCACUUUAUUUAUUUUUUUAUUAUCAUUUUUAGACAAUUUGGACAAACAUAUUCUGACAUCAUACACUGAUUUCUAACGUUUGUCCACUGACAUAGAAAUGAUCAGUCUAUAAUUUUAAUGGUAGGUGUAUUUUAACAGUGAGAGACAGAAUAACAACAACAAAAAAUCCAGAAAUACACAUGUCAAAAAAGUUAUAAAUUGAUUUGCAUGUCAAUGAGUGAAAUAAGUAUUUGAUCCCCUAUCAAUCAGCAAGAUUUCUGUCUCCCAGGUGUCUUUUAUUCAGGUAACGAGCUGAAAUUAGGAGCACUCUCUUAAAGGGAGUGCUCCUAAUCUCAGUUCGUUAUCUGUAUAAAAGACACCUGUCCACAGAAGCCAUCAAUCAAUCCAAUUCCAAACUCUCCACCAUGGCCAAGACCAAAGAGCUGUCCAAGGAUGUCAGGGACAAGAUUGUAGACCUACACAAGGCUGGAAUGGGCUACAAGACCGUCUGCUAAGGGGACAGGACAACUGCACCGCAUCAAAGGGAUGAUGGAUGGGGCCAUGUACCAUCACAUCUUGGGUGAGAACCUCCUUCCCUCAACCAGAGCAUUGAAAAUGGGUCGUGGAUGGGUAUUCCAGCAUGACAAUGACCCAAAACACAGCUAAGCCAACAAAGGAGAGGCUCAAGAAGAAGCACAUUAAGGUCCUGGAGUGGCCUAGCCAAUCUUCAGACUUUAAUCCCAUAUAAAAUCUGUGGAGGAAGCUGAAGGCUCGAGUUGCCAAAUGUCCGCCUCGAAACCUUAAUGACUUGGAGAGGAUCUGCAAAGAGGAGAUGUGUACAAACCUGGUGGCCAACUACAAGAAACGUCUGACCUCUUUGAUUGCCAACAAGAGUUUUGCCACCAAGUGCUGAGUCGAAGGGGUCAAAUACUUAUUACACUCAUUGACAUGCAAAUCAAUUUAUAACUUUUUUGACAUGCGUUUUUCUGGAUUAUUUUUUUGUUGUUAUUCUGUCUCUCACUGUUAAAAAAUACACCUACCAUUAAAAUUAUAGACUGACCAUUUCUUUGUCAGUGGGCAAACGUUCAAAAUCAGCAGGGGAUCAAAUACUUUUUUUCCCUCACUGUUGCUUUCAAGUUGCUUCAUAACAGUUUGAUAGUAAUACAGCAUAAUGAAAUACGUCAUUCCAGUGUAAUCUAACAUUUAUCCAGACUUAGUUAUAUGUCAUCUAUACAGGAAUAACCAAAGAUAACCAUAGUACUAAAAUAAGCUGUACCCUAAAGGUAAAUCCGUUUUAAGAGCAUAACACUGCUUACUUCUCUGCAGUUUAGGAGUUCAAUCUCUUUAUUUUCUGUUUAUGCAGCCCUAGCCACACCUCCCCUGGCAGUGACUGACACAGCCUGCAUGAAAACAAACUGUUUCGUUAUCAAUCAGAUGUUAACUAGCUUUAGAUGUUUUCUUAUCUCCAGCACUGUAAGUUAAACUUUAAUCACACACAGCUAGAAGGUUGUUAAAGGGAGAGGAAAAAAGUAUUUAAAAAUUAUCAACAGAGCAGGAUAUAAGAAAUUCUAAAUUAAAAAGACUACAAUAAAGGAAGUGUAAACAGGUAGGAAGGCUGUGCGACAUUCAAAGAGAACAGGGAGAACGGUCCAUUUCAGCGUGGGAUACGAAGAAUUAGUAUAUAAAGUUUUAAUAGCCGUUAAAUGUAGGAAGAAGACCAAAUCUUUGUAAUGCCAGUAGACCCUAUCAAAUGCCUUCUCUGCAUCGAGAGAUCUAUAAACAAAAACAAAAAAUGACCUGUCCUGUGACCCAGUUAGAUCUCAUCAGUUUAUUUAUUUAUUUUUUUCUUUCCCUUUUUUCUCGGAAUGUGUAAGCAUUGGUGUACUGUAUCCCCCAACCAUCAAAUGUGUUUAGAAAUACAUUUACAUAAUAGAAAUACAGUUCUAUUGUUUUAAAUAUUUUAAUAAAAUGUGGUUAUGAUGCUUCACGUACACCUUUAACUUGGUUGGGUGGAAUGCCCUGCAUUCACGAACAAGCUGCAAACUCUGUAACUUUGCUGCAAGUGUCUGAAAAAGUAACAAUAUAGGAUAGCAAAUAUGCAGCUUUACAGGAGCCAAGCAUCAGCCAGCAUCCAUGUCAUUGUGUGUUCCACAAUUGCACAAUAAGAUUUGGGGACCUGUGGACUUUAAUUGUACAAAAUCCUGAAUCUCCUUUCAGUUGUAAUCAGACAAAACACUGCUGUGAAUUUAUUUUUAUUUUUAUUUUUUGCUUUAUUUGUAUCCAUUGCCUUAGAACACUAAUCAAAUAAAGCAAGAAGUACAGUUUACAUCCUGCUCUAUACACAGUUUGCAAGCUGUGCGGCAGCUCCCACUAGUGGCAGAUUGUGUUUUCUAUAUUCAUUUGUUUAUUACUUUUUGUGUGACUCAGAUCAGAUCACAGCAUGGUAAUAAUCCUGGGGCAUUACUCUUACAUAAUGAAAGCUAAUUAACAGCAUCUUGAUUCAGAAUUGUGGAGACUUAAAGUACCACUAUAGGCACCCAGACAACUUCAGCUCAAUGAAGCUGUCUGGGUGCCAGGUCCCCUAGUUUUAACCCUGCAACUAUAAACGUUUACACUGUAGGGUUAAUCCAACCUCUAGUGGACGUCUCCCUGACAGCCACUAGAGGCUGCUUCCGCGAUUCUCAAUGUGAAAAUCGCAUUGAACUCACGCAGCGUGAAUUCAGAUCUCCAUAGGAAAGCAUUGCGUAAUAGAGGGGUAGGUGGAAUAUCAGUACUUGUAAUUAUAGUAUGUGGCUGCUGAAACUUCCCAAAAACCAGAGUCUCUUCUUUUCUGGUGGUACAAUGGGUGUAAAAAGUAGGAUCAGGGAGCAGCGCCUGUGAUGGAAUUCCCACGCUCAGAGCGAUAUGGAGGAGGGAAGGAAUUAGUAUGUUAGGAUCUUAAUAAUGAUAAUAAAUGAAGGGAAAGGAAUUGCACUUACAAUUUUCAGGAGCUUAUACUCUGCUCCAGAUAUGUGCACCUGGACGAUAUAAUCCCCAUCUAUGGAUAUGUCGAUGGCCAUUGGAUGUCCUCAAAAGGGGUCUCCAGAGGUAGUAGGGUAUUUCUCCUUUCCAAUAGCAGUUGGCCAGGAUUCGAAUAGUUGGUGAUAUAAAAAAAAAAAAGAGGAUAGAAACUCAAAAUAGUUCUCUCUGGAUGAUACAGAAUAAAAUGAUAAAAGAUGGAGGUAUACUCACAAGUGAAGAGCAAAUGGAAUAUUGCUCAAUAUAUGUAGGCGUAGGUGGUAUAAUCCCCACCACGGAUGUCACUACUUGAGUAAUGCUUUCCUAUGGGCGGUUUGAAUGCGCGGGCACUGGCCCCACAUGCACUUUCGGCUCCACUCGGGAGCUGACGUCGGCAGGGAAGGAGAGGUCACCAGCGACAAGGGAGCCCAGCACUGGAUUAUGCUAAGUGGCUGUAGGAGUUUUAACCCCUUCGGCCCAGCGGGAGGGGAGGACCUAAUAACCCUUUAGUGCCAGGAAAACGGGUUUGUUUUCCUGGCACUAAGGUACUCCUAUAUAUAAUGGAUUAAAGCAUUCCGGCAAAAAAUAUGUGCUGGAAAAAUAGUUAGUGAAAUGAUUUUCCGAAAAACAAAGUGGCUUUUUGAAAGUGUUUUUCCCUUAUUAAAGAGUUACGAUAGGCAUCAAAACAACUUUAGCUUGAUGAAGCUGUUUUUGUGUAUAGAUCAUGCCACUGAAGUCUCACUGCUUACUUCUCUGCAGUUUAGGAGUUAAAUCUCUUUAUUUUCCGUUUAUGCAGCCCUAGCCACACCUCCCCUGGCAGUGACUGACACAGCCUGCAUGAAAACAAACUGUUUCAUUAUCAAUCAGAUGUUAACUCGCUUUAGACGUUUUCUUAUCUCCAGCACUGUAAGUUAAACUUUAAUCACACACAGCUAGAAGGUUGUUAAAGGGAGAGGAAAAAAGUAUUUAAAAAUUAUCAACAGAGCAGGAUAUAAGAAAUUCUAAAUUAAAAAGACUACAAUAAAGGAAGUGUAAACAGGAAGGAAGGCUGUGCGAGUCACAUGGGUGGCGGGGAGGGGAUGACCAGGGCUGAAUAAACAAAGUUAUUUGACUCUUGAAUAGCAGAGAAUUGAGAAGUGAGACUGCAGGGGCAUGAUCUAUACACCAAUACUGCUUGAUGAAGCUAAUUGUUAUUAGGUUUGGAGCCUACAGUGUCAUUUUAAGUCUGUUUGAGGAGUAGUCUGCUUUUGCAGGAAGUCAGCCCCUGGUGAUAGAAGGUUGGCAAUUUCUUUGUCUUUAAUAUCACUAAAGAAUUGGUAAGAUAGAAUUACUCUUGUACAACUAAACUAGUGAAAGGGAAAGGCCUCUUAAUGUCCGCAAAGUAUCUAACAUCCUAGGGCACAAUGAAAGAGAAUGAAUAAUAACCUUCUAUCAGGUCAUUGGGAGACAACAAUGUUCAUCUAAAAAACAGAGGGUUUUUUAAAUGUAUUUAUUUUGUACCCACCUUCUAUGGAGCUUCAUUGAGUUUUUCAGACAGACAUUGCAUGAGGAAUAUGGCAAGUCUGUGUGCUUGGGAGGUACAUUAUCUAGCACAAUGUAUGUAUGUAACCGCAACGGCAAUCCAUUGCUGCAGAGAAUGUGGCUUGGCAGGGACGCCUUUAACCCUUAAUGCUUCUGAUAUUAUUUUCAUGUGGUGGAGAGUGAGCACUGGAAAUGUAGACUAUGAACAUCUGGUUCAGGGCCACCACCUAAAGUGGCGUUAUUGGUGUUCUCACAAACCUUUUUUUUCUCUCAGAAAAAACAGAUGAAGUGGUUUAUUAUGAUACAUAUGAGAGUAUGGAGGCAAUGCUUGAGACGGAAGACAUGGCCUCCUCUAUUCAUUUACAGAGGGAAGAAUUGCGGAAACGGCAGCUGAAAGUGCGCCAGCUGGAAGCAAAGCGUGGCCGCAUUUCCGCUAAGAAAGCCUACCUCAGGAACAAAAAGGUAUGACCGUCAUCAACGCAAGGAAACUGCAACAUGGAUGUAAAAUGUAAUGAAACACUGAAAGGGUUAUUUCUCCUAUAGUUCUAUUUUAAGUUACAGACAAUGCUUUUAUGUGAGUAGUAUGGCAUUUGUUAAAUCGUUUUAUUUUUGGAUAUGAUCUGUGUCUGCAGAUUCUUUAAUAUACAGGAAUAGAAAUUAAAUAGAUUUGUCGUCAAUUCUUACCUACUGUCUACAUUGCUGAUUUACAAAUGGUCGGCUGUCAUACGAACGCAGUGAUUUCUGCUGUAAGGAAUGAGUAGGAUUGUAUGGCGGGAGUAUUCGUAUCAAGCUACUUUGCUUUUUAGUACACAUAAUAUUAGGAUUAUCAGUUCUAUAAUGGGUCUGAUUUCUAAAUCUAGAAAAAAGGAGUACUGGGGGCUCACCAACAGCAUACAUUUCUCAGAAGGGGUGCUGCUGCAACAACAAAAUACAGAUGAAGGAACAACGUGCACACACAGAAAAUACAGAUUUCUAUUUUACAAAGCUACUUCCAAUCCCUUAUCUUGGCAAACAUGGGGAUUCAGCUACAUAUGGCCUUAAUGUGCUAAGCCCACUUCUACAUCACAGUACCCCAAUUGUGGGUCCCACGCUAAUUUUAACAUGGAAGAUGAACACGCUAACUGCAAUACUUACUGCUUCCGGAGACUUUCGGCAGAAGUUGCUGUUUAGGUGUAAUUUUUAAAAAUGAUUUAUUUUAGAGAGAGAGAGUGGGUGCAUGUGCGCCCACUGUUCCUUAACCUCUUAAGGACGGAUGUAGUUGUCCAAAUUCUGAAUCUAAACAAAACCUAGAAUUUGUGCUACGUUUGUUCAACCAUAAUUUACCUCUUUCAUGUUAAAUGCACCCAUAGGACUUUCAUUUCAUUGCAAAUAUUCAUAUCAGGAACAUAAUUUAAAGGACCACUCUAGGCACCCAGACCACUUCAGCUUAAUGAAGUGGUCUGGGUGCCAGGUCCAGCUAGGGUUAACCCUUUUUAAAAUAAACAUAGCAGUUUCAGAGAAACUGCUAUGUUUAUGUUAGGGUUAAUCCAGCCUCCAAAUCCUCUAGUGGGUGUCUCAUUGACAGCCGCUAGAGGCGCUUGCGUGAUUCUCACUGUGAAAAUCACAGUGAGAACACGCAAGCGUCCAUAGGAAAGCAUUCUGAAUGCUUUCCUAUGAGACCGGCUGAAUGCGCGCGCAGCUCCUGCCUCGUGUGCGCAUUCAGCUGAAAGGGAGGAGAAGAGGGAGGAGAGGAAGAAGAGAGCUCCCCACCCGGUGCUGGAGAAAAGGUAAGUUUUAACCCUUUCCUCUCCCCAGAGCCGGGCGGGAGGGCGACCCUGAGGGUGGGGGCACUCUCAGUGCAGUAUAGUGCCAGGAAAACGAGUAUGUUUUCCUGGCACUAUAGUGGUCCUUUAAUCGAAACAAUGCGAGAAAUUAAGAAAUGUAAUUUUUCCAUUUCUGAAUGGUGUUUUUAUUUUAACACCUAAUACUGUUAGAUUGUACUGUAAUAAAGCACUCAUAUUAGUGUUCAGCAAUAUCUUACAAGUACAGGCUUUAUGGGGUCAAAUAUAGGGCUUAUCUAUUUUAGUGUUUGCACAUUUAAAUUUGGCAGAUUGGUUUGCUGGGCCUAUGUUGCAUUUGAGACCGUAUGGCAGCCCAGGAAUGAAAAUUACCCCAAUUGUGGCAUUCCUUUUGCAAAACUAGACAACCUUAGGUAUUCAAAAUAUCCAGUCCUUUUACUAGGCACAAAAGGUGCACUUUCACUGAUGAUCGUACAUUUUACUGCUCUAAAACACUCCUGUUUCAGUGAAGUCUCACAAAAGACAGGUUUUAUGGGGUUUGGAAAAUUACAGGGCAAAACACAGAACAUGACUAUUUCAGUCUUAAUCUUUGGCAAAGUGAUUUUCUGGGCAUAUGUCGCCUUUGAGACAGUAUGGCAACCUGGAUAAUAACAUUUGCACCAUUAUAACACACCAUUUUCAAAAGUAGGCAACCCAGUUUGUGUAUUUUGAGUUGAGUUAUCACAAAUGCAGGCCCCAUUUACUAGUUAUGCUUUUUUUGUGUAUUUUCUCAUACACAUGAAUGCCAUGGUCAUGGUAUGAGUUGGUGCAAUAAAGCCUCAGUGUUUUUAUUUUUUAUUUUUUCAAGGAUAUAACAGCCCCCCCUGCUGGGCUUCCAGUUUUUUUUUUAGUAAAUCACAGAGCCCAAAAUAUUUGAUGAUCUUUUUUAACUUGGAAAUUUGACAAUGACUUUUUGGGCCUAUGUCGCCAUUGAGGUAGUGUUGCAUCUCAGGAAAGAAAAUGACCCCCAUGACGGCAUAUCGUAUUUAUAAGUAGGCAUCCCAGGAUAUUUCAAAUGGGGUAUUUUGAGUUAUUUAAUGGCUUUAUAAUGGCUGAGCAUAACAUAAACAGGGACAGGCCGAGCCCUGGGGGUCCAGAAAUCAGAGUAGUAGGUAUAACAAGACACUAAGUUGGUGCAGGACAAGACAAGGUCAGGGAUCUGGUAUAAAAUAGUUACAUACAGAGCGUUCUGAAUUAAUAGUUUAACUCUGUAUAACCCAAAUAUUUUUUUUGUAUAUAUCUAUUUAUUUUGGCAUGAGGUUUUCCCAUCAUACCGGAGUACACGACACGCAGGUCUGUGUCAGUGAAGCGUAAAACCAUGGAACUCGCAAGUUCCUUAAACAUUUAGCUAACUUGUGAGACACGCAGGUCUGCGUUGUUGUGUUAGUUGCAUGUCAGAUGGUCAGUUGCAUUUACUGUUUAACAUCAAAAGAAGCCAGUGUUUCAAUAACAGUGUGUAUUACCCAAAUAUUAUUGCAAUGCUGUUGCUGGGUAUUUCUGAUUUGUGUGUACAAAAUAUUAUUACUUUUAGAUUAAAAACUAUUUGUUAUUCACCCCCUUAAAGUGUUUAUAAUAUAUUGUGUUGGUUUUCUUUCUAAGAGUUUCAUUUUUUUUCCCAACCCCUGUAGGAAAUUUGCAUUGCAAAACACGAUGAGAAAGUCCAGCAGCGUUUUCCUGGUGACGGAGCAUAUGUCCAACAUGCUGUGCAAUUAGUGAGUGUGAUAGCUAAAUCUUACAGAUUAGUGAAUGUGUUCCUGUGUAUACAUUUCUUUCUCGGUGUAAACAAAUGUAAGCUGUGUCAGAAAUACUAAAUAAUGUGAAAUACAUCAAGGAGUGUUUUAUUGUGGACUUACCUAAUUUCAGUGAAUUUCCUCCGUGGUUGCAGAGUUUAUUAACACUAGGCAUGGCUGUAAUAUCUCUUCUUUUAUAUUAAUGAUGCGUGUAUCAAAAACUCAGAAAUGACUGGAAUAUACUGAAUGCUUUUAUUUCAGAGCAAAGACCAGCAACAAGAUGAAGAUGAGCGAAAAAGCAUUUGGGUUAGUGAGGAGCGGCAAAAAACAUUGGACAGGCUGCGAACCUUUAAACAGGUAUGUGCUGUAUAUUGGAUUUGUUUGCAAAAAACAAAACGAAACACAUUCCUGGCAUCUAGACAACUUUCAUAAAUUUUAUAGGUUUUUGCCUAAUUAAUAAUGUUUUUUUGUUUUGUUUGUUUGUUUUUUAUGCGAGCCUGAUUAUGUAUAGGUUUUUACUUUAAAUAAAAAUAAAUUCAGCAUUCUACAGGUUAUGUUUUGACAACUUUUCUGGGUUCCAUUGGGCAACUGGGAGAGCAAAAAACGGGGUGCAAGAGAGUACUGAGAACAAGAGCUCAAAUAGCCUGCCCUUCAUGGGUCCCGGCUCAGAUCUCGAACUGGUUUUAGCUCAUCUUCUGCCAUUUUAAAGAGAACCUGGUCCAUAUGAGACUGAUAUCACCAAAGGGUGGUCCAGAUCUGAAGUGUAGACUGGCUCUUUAUAAAUGAGAGAUACAGCAACCCAAGAUGAUUGUUUUGGUCUUGUUAGGCUUCGUCAGUGAUAUGUAGCCAACUGCCAUUGCUUGCCAUGCUACUGGAAGCUUCUGCACUGAGAUAUGCCCAGCCACACAGGCCCACGCGCAUUUGCUGAGAGCAUUCUGGCGCGGCCUAGGUGAGUUGUCAAACCAUUCUUGUUAAAAUUCUUAAAUGGUUUGAUUACUUACUCUGGAGGGGGCACUGGGCUAUAAUAUUCUGGUGUUUGGAGUGUUUAAAGUGGAGCUGUGAUGUACAUGCAAGUUGGGCAAAAUUAACACCGUUCCAGCUUCUUGAUUGGCAUCUUUGAGUGGCAGACUUAUUGCUGUGUAGAGUUUUGUUUGUUUUUUUUGUAUGUGUUUUUCCUUUUUACAAAUCACAAUGCUAAGCCACCCUAGAACUGUAUCUGCAAUGUUGCUAGCUAACCGUGACAAUGAUAUUCCUUGUUUCUCGACUCCGGUAUCCUUUGUUUGUAACCCAGCAAAACUAGUGUGAAAACAGACAGUGUGGCAAGAGUGAUAUUUUAUACAAUAAAACAUGCCGUGAAUCUUAAUGAGGGGGGACUGGUGCUCACUGUUUCUGAAAAAAAGAGCUUUAAUUCUUUGUCAGACAAGUAACUAUUUUUUCCUCCCAUGUAUAGCGCCAUCCUGGGCAAGUGAUACUUAAAUCAACAAGACUGCGCUUGACCCACAGCAAAAGAAAAACCUCUGCGCGCAUUACGCCCUGCCUAGACGAGCCGCAGUCCUUCUCUGUUAGUAUUCAGACUCAAGUCGUAUCUGAUGUGGAAGGCCCAGAAGUUCUCCAGCCUACAGAGACCAAAAAGCUGGAGGGUUUAAUACAACUUGAAGAUAAUUCAUUACCUCCUGACCUCAUUACCUCUGAACUGCCUCAGAUGACGUCUCUGCCGUCUUUUUCCCAUGAAAAGCUUGAAAUAGAUACUGUGCAGCCCCAUUCCCUCCCUGUGAUCUCUCCUCCCCCUGCGCCACCGCUACCUCCUCCUCCACCUCUGAAAGAGGAGACUGCUCCUCUAGAUAUAAGAGUCAUUCAUGUAAAAAAAGAAACAGAUGAAUCUGCCGCCCUAAAGUCUGCAACUGUCCCGUUAUCUCAGUUAUUUGACAGCAAUCAGCUUCUGAGUGCCAGAAAAAAGCUUAAAAAAACUGGAGCGCUAGAGGACAUGCAGAAACGGCGAGGUACGGUGAUCGCUUUACUUUCUACCUAUAUAUUUUUCACACAGAUUGUUCUAAUGAUGAUUAUGAUCUGAGCCGUGUUGACAGAAAUAUGUCACUUAGCGCUGCAUGAGUUCCAACCAAGGGAUGGGUAAGGGAUGAUAUAUUUUGUUUGCUCUUUUUCAGUGAGUUCACCAAUGGAUGAAGUAUUAGCUUCCCUGAAACGUGGUACUUUUCAUCUGAAAAAGGUGGAGCAAAGAACUUUAGCCCCGUCCCCAGAUGAGGAUGACAGCAAUAACAUUUUGGCACAAAUUAGGAAAGGAGUUAAGCUGAAAAAGGUGGAGAAGGAUGCUCUCCGAGAGUCUUUUACACUCUUGCCUGAUGCUGACCCAUUGACUCGCAGUAUACAUGAAGCACUCAGGCGGAUUAAGGAAGCGUCGCCUGAGUCCGAAGAUGAAGAGGACAGUUUGCCUUGCACUGACUGGGAGAACUAGCAGGUAAUAUCACUUUAAAUAUCCCUAUUGCCUUUUAUUUUCAUUAAAAUAGGUACAUCCUCAUGGUAUUACUCUCAUUAAAAGUCCUCUAAAUUCACCCAGAUUACUUCAUCUCAGUGCGGUGGUCUGGGUGCAGUGUUCCAGUUGUUUUUAACCCUGCAAUUUGAAAACAUUUUGUAGAAGCUCUUUACAUGGCAGGGUUGACAGCCACUUUAUGCGCUACCUCUACCAGGUUUGAGUAAAACUGUGUCCUGGCAUCCUGUGCUGCUGAUAGAGUACCUAGUUACAAUCCAGGAGUUAAUCACGGAACAAGUCGGCGCCAUGCUGACGUAUUCAUAGGUGGAGCAGGUGGCUACUGCAGAGUUGAAACGCUGGAAACUGGGUGAGUAAUUGUUAGUUACCUUAAUGUUUUUAACAUUAUAAGGGGGUUGUGCAGAAAGGAACCUAUAUACCCCACCCACCCCCACAAAAGGCUUAUUUUCAGGACUACAUAUUGCAAAAAACUUAAACUAUGUAAUAGUUUGAGAUCGUAUGGUGAGUAGUGAAGAAGGUUUUAUAAGAUAUUCAGCCAUAUAAUUACUUUCAUUCACUGCCACCCGCGGUAAAGUUAACCUGCCGCCUAACACCAUAGCCACUCAGUGUCGUGUUUAUGGUGCCAUGUGUCUAUGGGCAUUGUACCCGUUUCUGAAAUGUCCCAGGUAGGUAUUUUUCAUUUUCCUGCAAUAAAUCUUUUUGUCUCCAUUUUAUUCCGAUAUACCUGAAAGACACUGGAUAAAAUAUCCCGAUAGAGAAUGUUCUGUAUGUUACUGUGCAGUAAUUAAUAUGACAUAACUCUUUUGUUGCUUUGUGUCCUGUGUUUAUGAACAGGUGCAUCAUUCAAACCACGGGGGCCGACGAAUUCUAGAGAAACCAAGGCUUUCUUCCUGCAUGAUGAAGGGAAAACCUUACAAAUCAAGGAGGUCCCUCAGCCUCCUUCACAUUCAAUGCAUCAAUAUGCAUUGGUUUUAUUUUGUGUUUUUUUUUUAAGGUCUGAAAUAUAAUCACUGAGGGAGAAUACUAAAUUUAACAUUGGAUUUUAUCAGUUGAAUGAUUUUUUUUUUUAAACUCCCUGCUUCCAAAGCACUUUUUUUGUUACAUGGGCAGUGUAACAUGCUUGGCCAGUGAAGGGUGACUUUUAUUUUUAUUUUUUUAAACAUUACAAAAACUUUACUAAUUAGUUUACUUUUAAAGUUGGAGUUUACGAAAGACCACAUUCGUUACCAUAUGCACUGAAUCAAUCCAUUCAGCUUGUACAAAAAUGAAAGAAAAAACAAACUAUGAAAGUUUGUAUCAGACUCACGGGUCAUUUUCCAGCAUACCAGAUCUGGUAAUGUAUGACACACACAAGUAGAUCAUGAAUUGUUCACAAACAGGGAUUCAAGGGAAUGCAGUGAAAUACAUCUUUGAGGAUAAAACCAAGAAUGCGCUAUAAUAACAAGAAAGGGAUUAUAUCGUCACGUCGUCUUGGAUCAUUUUGUUUCCUGAACCAACUGGGUUAACAUCCAUUUGCUCGAUCCCAGGCCAGUGAGGCCUUUUUUAUAUACUCUCUGAUAGACUAGCUGUAAUUGCUCGCAGUCACUGUUGUCCGCAGUGACUGACUCCAUGCCAUGUAAUAAGGAGCAAGUAGCCUGGCAUUUAACAAUUUCUUAUUGUAUAUUUAUACACUUUAUUUUGUGUUUUUGGCUUUUCUUGUUUUAAUUAUAUGCAAUUUUCACGAACUGCAGGUUUUCUGAAGGGAACUGUAAUUAUUAUUAUUUAUACAUUAAUGUAGUAUUUACAUGUAUAAACCCAGAACUCCCAUAUAUGUUUAUACAUAAUAUGUCUUUUGUCGUUCUGACUGUGUGUACAUAUGUACAUGCAUACAGGGUGAGCCAUAUUUAAGGAACACCAGUUUUUGUAAGACGUUGAAUUUUAUGUUAUGUCUUACCAUCGACCAUCAAUAGUCUUACACGCUUUUGGUGAGAUUCUGUAUAUUAUUAGUUUGUGUUUUAUGGGAGUUCUGGAUUUUGCGCAACACUAAUAGAAAGAUGUGCAUGUUACAUUUUUCUUUCUUUUGUUAUGACUAACAAGCCACUAAAUAGAUUGUAUGUGAGUUUUUUUACAUUGACUGAAAGCUUAGCCAUUGAACCGUGAGCCAUUAGGUGCACUCCUGUGUGUAUUUCCGUAUAGUCUCGAAGACUGUGGUCCACUGUCCCAGGUAUCUCCUGUUUCAAAUCUUGCUUGUUAUUAUUUUUGAUCUAACAUUUACUCAUGACAUUCAGGAGUUCCCGUGUUCAAUGAAAUUGAUUUGAUGUGCUCUUUGUUCAGUGUGAUUGUGGAAAUCAAAGCACUCUGAUCCACCAGACUAAUGGAAAUAUGACUUGACGCUGUUCUAAAUGAUUAACUCCUUUCCAAUUUCUUUUGAAAGCUGUUUGAAUUGAUUCCACUGCUCCAACCUUCUCCAAAGUCCGAGCAUGAAAGUGAUGUUAUAUAUUCCUAUUCUAUGUUUUACACUACAAGUGAUCUGUCUGUGGAUUGCGAACAAGAAGGUAUUGAGUCAAUCAGGCACCCUUUGUUUUUGCUGCUGGAAUAUGUGUGCCGAUUUGGGCAUCUUUAAACUCUGCAGUAUAUUAGUGUAUUCUCCCGCGUCCAAGGUAAUUUUCUUACUAAUAUUUCUCUUCCUUGACCUUUUGCGUGGGGAGUUUGGAAGCUUACCAAAACAAAUCGGUUAUGGUUUCCAUAUCAAAUCACUAUCCAAAAUCAAUGCAGUUAGACAUACAGCCUUAUUGUUACAUUGUACAUAUCUUUACAGUUUGCUUUUGGCGUUUCCUGUCAUUUGAGGGAGAUGUUUAACUGAUGCUUAGAAUGAAAUGUCACAAAGUAUCUGUGGCUCUCAGUGUUUGGAGCCUUCGUAUGUUAAGUGCAUCAUAUAGUUUAAUGAUGUCCUAUAUUUUCAUAUUUCUCUUAUCCUAUGCAAUCACGUUUGUUUUUUGUUUUGUUUUUUUUUCCUAGACAAAAGAAAAGGUUAAGCUGGCACUGUACGUUGCAUAGCUCUGAUUUUAAUCUCCGCCCUGUGAGCAUUAACUGAUUAUCUGCUUUGUCACCAUGGUAAACAAACCGGUUAAAAGAACUGUGACUUGAUAUUAUUUAGGAGUGGUGAGUUGAUGUUAUUAGAGGAUUUUAAGGAGUUGAGAGAUUUUUUUUUUUUGCUCUGACGUAAAUUAAAUGAUGUCUGUGUAAAUGAACUCGCACAAUAUCUUUUUUCCUCUUUUAACACCAAAGAAUGUCUGGGUUUCACUAGUAACGUCUUUAUAUAAUAUAUGGCUUGAAAUAUCUAAUCAAAUUAUAUUUAUGUACUGUAACUGUAGAAUUGAUGUUUGCUCUGCUGUGCAGGAUAUAACUAGCACACUUCCAAUUCCUAUUUAUUUUUGCCUCUUGUAAAACUAAUAUUUAUAUAUAUAAAUCAGGGAAACCUCAUGUGAGAAUCCCUGGUUUGGUAUUUCAUAAAACUAAGUAAUUGGUUGAAUGAAAUGUCUUCAACAGUAAACAAUUUGUGAGAAGAUUGCUGCAAUAUAGCAAAAGACAACCAUUUAACCGUCUAUUCAAUGAUAUAACAGGCUUUAUUUAUCCAUUGCCAAAAAUAAACAUAAAACUAACAGUUGUAUGUAUAUGCCUAUAUGCUAUAAGCCAACAGGUGAUAUAUUGUGUCUCUCUAUAUUCCCUAUUAGUAUAAUAAACAUCCCUUCAGAAUCAUUUCAGAAUUACUAUGUCCAAAUAAUCUGGAACAAUCAUUGAAAAAGGAGAGGGGAGUGCAAUUGAAAAACAAAACAAAAAAAAACCAACGUAUUAUAAUAGGGAGAGAUCACCUAAAUUGUCCAUUGGCUGUAAUGUUAGUACAGG